Erinaceus europaeus (western European hedgehog) is the source of this 2338-nucleotide messenger RNA. It is a transcript of the gene SERP2, whose product is annotated as stress associated endoplasmic reticulum protein family member 2. Gene Ontology annotation, cellular component: endoplasmic reticulum. The transcript has 5 exons. The record is from RefSeq and is a predicted model, not a curated record. Gene Ontology annotation, biological process: endoplasmic reticulum unfolded protein response. NCBI's taxonomy places the organism in Eukaryota, Metazoa, Chordata, Mammalia, Eulipotyphla, Erinaceidae. The coding region runs from base 283 to 798 and encodes 171 amino acids.
AAACGCAGCCCCCUCCCGCGACACAGGGCGCGUUGCACACGCGGCGGGGCCGCGCAGGUUGGGAUGGGGGGGGCCGGAAGGAUGGCGAGGAAGUAGCAGAGGGUUUCCUGAGAUGAAAGAUUACUUCCGUCCGGGCUCUGGCCUCGCUCUAGCGCCGGCGCGCGGGGCUGGGGGGCCGCGUGGGGACACCUGCAGCGCGGGGCGGGGCGCGCGGGACGCGCGGGGCGCAGCUCCAGGAAGCCUGGCAGGGGGGAGCCGAGCGCGCUUCCCGGCGCCCCAGCCAUGGUGGCCAAACAGCGGAUCCGGAUGGCCAACGAGAAGCACAGCAAAAACAUCACCCAGAGGGGGAACGUCGCCAAAACCCUGAGGCCACAAGAAGAGAAGUAUCCUGUGGGACCAUGGCUGUUGGCGCUGUUUGUUUUUGUUGUCUGUGGUUCAGAUACCACCUGCACUGGCAUCCUGUGGCCUCUUGAUAUCACCCUCCCCUCAAGCCUCCCUGUGUGUUCUCUUAGUCAUCUGCAACUCCGCUGCCCACCAUAUCCAGCCAUGCAGUCCCUACAAAGACACCCUGGAACUACUUGCUUUCCCAGCUCACCAAACCCAGGUUUUAGAGGAAAAAGACCAGCAUCCCAUAGGUCAACCACACAAACACUGGCCUUUCCUGGAGACUGCUGGAACCUUCUAGAAGCUAUAAUAUCCAAAGAGGUUCACCCUCCCCUGAGACUGGUAUGUGGAAGGUAUAAGGAACUGAGCAGUCCCGGGAGGGAACCUUCUGUUUCACCACAAAGGAGGGCCUGAGGACAUAGGCCCCUUCUGGAAUUCUCUCCUGGGGAUCUGACAUGGACAACCUGGAGAAGACAGUUCACCAGCCAUUGGGAUACUCAAGGUGAUCCUCAGCCUCCUGUGCUCGUUGUUCUGUGCUCCCAGAGCAGAUGGUUCUUGUAUCUCUUUCUCAGAAGAAUCAUUCUGCUGUCUGCCAUUUUAACUUGGCUAGAGGGCUUCAUUCUUGGCUACCAAUAUUUACUCCUUUCAUGGUGCCUCCUGCCUUUGUCUAUCCAUGGCAUCACUCUCUUUCCCUUCAUCUCCAUCUCUGGAGAAACAACCAUGAAAUUACACCAGAAAUUGGUGUCUUGCCUUUGAUUUUUAUAUGAAUAUAACAAUUCUGCCUAACAAACCACCUCGGCAAUGUCAGAAUGUCCUGUCACCUGGUUUUUCUACUUCUCUCUUCAGGAUUACUUUUCUUACCAGAUUUUUUUUUCUUUUGUUAUCUUCUUUCAUGAAAAAUAAUCAAAGUUGGAUGAUUUCUACAAUUGUCUUAUCCCUUUAAAGGAUAUUCCUCUGACCUGUCAACCAUUCUUCUCAACUACUCUUUUCAUCUCUCUUACAAACUAUUUACUCUCAAUGAAAAUGACUUUCUGAAGCCUCUUGUUGUAGGGCAGGGAUCCUGCUUCCUGGCAGUUUCCCAGGGCUCACUUGUGUUGUCCCUGUCUCCUGGCACUUCCAGCGAGCUGUGAAAGUUAGUCCCCAGGGAAAAAGCGGGCUGAGAUGCCUUAGGUCUGAGCUCUUGGGACAUUUGAGUCUAAAGUGUCCACUUGAUACUUUUUUGUUGUUAUUUUGUUUUCAAGGUUAUUAUUUGAGGUCUGUAAUAUAAAUUUUGCACUUUGAAAACUUGGCUAUUCAUUCUCAUUCAUUCUGUAUUUACUGAGGACAUAGUAUGCGCCUAGGGUUUAACUAGUAAGAUCCAGUAAGAUAACAAGCAGAGCUGUUCAUAUAGUCCCUACUCUUCUGAACUUGAAGUCUAGCGAGGAAAAAAGAUGAAAAAAAAAAUCAAAUUAGAAUGUGAAAUUUCAGCUGUGAGGUCUUUGAAGGAAAGGCCUGCAGUUUAGUGGAAGGGGCUGCAUUGGGUGCGUGAUUAGCAGAGUGUGUUCCUAAAUCCAUCAGCCUCAACAUGACCUAUGAAACACCUAGAAAUACACGUUUUUGCUUCUUACCCUCUGAACUGAGAGCAUCAGUGAGACUGUGAUAUACAUACUUAUGUCUGAUAAUUCUUAUUCCAAGUGGUCACAAAAGGCUUUCUUUCUUUUUUCUUUUUCUUUCUUUUUUUUUUUUUACAAAAUGACUUUAGGAUUAUGAAGGACACACUAGGCAAGGAGGGAAGGGUGGAAAAAAAUGCUUUGGACAGAAACAAUGCCAUGUGCAUGUGUAAAAGCUCUACAGUAAGAACAGGGAGCUUUUUUGGAGCUAAUGUAGCAAAAGGGUACAAGACUUGCAAGCGUGAGGUCCUGAGUUCCAUCCCCAGCAAUUAUGAUGAUUUGGUUCAUAUAUGUGUAUAUAUAUA